GUAGUAGAGUCGUAAAAAGGAGUAAAAUCAAGAAAUCAUCGCACGACAACUCUUCUCUCCAAUCUCUCUACCCUAGACUCUCUCUACUACUAUUAAUCUAUCUCCAGAUCUCUAUUUCAGUUUUGCAUAAAACUCUUCUCUUCUCUCUUUCUUCUUCCACCGCCACCACCGCCACUGACCAACUCUAGGUUUAGUAACUAAGUAAAGAGAUAUACUAGGCGCCGCUCUGAUUCCACAGCCGCCGCCACCACCAUCGCUAACAAAGUCUACUCCUGGUUUGAUUUUGGAUUGGGUAUAAUCUAAUCUGGCAAGAUCCGAUCAAAUAUGUCUUCAUCAGUUGGAAGGUACAUGGCUUACUCACCAUCUCCUUCUUCAAGUACUACCGCUCCUCACUCUCCUCACUUCUCUGGAAUUCGCUCUGCUACUACUGCUCUCGUCGAACAAGAGAAGUACCUCUCAGAGUUAUUGGCUGAGCGUCAGAAGCUGAAUCCUUUUAUGCCAAUACUACCUAACUGUUGUCGCUUGUUGAACCAAGAAAUAAUGCGUAUAACCACAAUGUUGGGGAAUGCAUCACUUUUUGAACAAAGUGGGCUUGAACAUGCUAGUCCCUUGUCAUCUGGAGGAUUAUUUUCGAAUGGAGGAGCUGAUAUUAGUGGAUGGGCAUCAGCAUUUCAAUCAGAAAGGUUAGGGUUGCUACAGCAAUCAUCAGCUCAAAGCUGGCUUGGAUCACAAGGUAGCUCCUCGGGUCUUAUAGUUAAGAAAACAAUUCGGGUGGACAUUCCUGUAGACAAGUACCCUACUUUCAACUUUGUGGGUCGUCUCCUUGGACCAAGGGGGAAUUCUCUUAAGCGCGUGGAGGCAAAUACGGAUUGUCGGGUGCUGAUCAGAGGGCACGGAAGCAUCAAGGAUCCUACUCGGGAGGAGAUGAUGAGAGGAAAACCAGGCUUUGAGCAUUUGAAUGAACCUCUCCACAUACUCGUGGAGGCAGAAUUACCAGCUGAAAUAAUUGAUUCACGAUUGAUGCAAGCCCGUGAAAUCCUCGAAGAGUUGCUCAGACCAGUGGAUGAAUCUCAGGACUUUUUCAAGAAACAGCAACUCCGGGAGCUUGCGAUGAUCAAUGGUACUCUGCGUGACGAAGGUUCACAUAUGUCAGGGUCUGUGUCGCCCUUCAACGACAGCCUGGGUAUGAAGAGGGCAAAAACAAGGGGCUAGAGGCUCUGGGUCUGCAAAUCCAAGAUGGUCUUUGGGGCCUGUGGUGUGAAAACUUGUUGUGGAUAGUGCCUCUACAAUCUGUGUGGUGAGCACUGGGGAAUCUCAAUUGUCGGUGGAGCACUGGUAACUAAGGCUGUGUCGGUUACUAUAUGAAGUGUGUUCUCAGUAUCUGCAUAAGCGGCAGGAGGAUGGAUGCUUUGAUGAUAAGUAGGGAAGCUAGUGGGUGCCGCCAUUUUCGUUUCUAAAGAUUGCCUUCAUGUUGGUUGGUCAGUAUCAUUGUCUGUGUCUAGUCUGUAGUAUGAUGUUUGUUAGGUCAGAAGUGGUGAUAGCAGUUUUGAUAAAUGGUCCAGGGAAGAAAAAAAAGUUAUGUAAUGCUAGCUGUUGUCUUUAUUUCAGAAGAAUAGGUAACAUAGACCCUUGUUUGUAGUGUCCUGGUGCCAGUGGGACUUGAAUCACUUGAUGCAGUGCUUUGUACUCUUUUAGGAGAAGUGUAGGUUGUAUUUGAAGUUCCAGAAAUUAUUAGAUGUCGCAUUAUAUCAAUUACUGUUUUUUUUUUC
Papaver somniferum (opium poppy) is the source of this 1769-nucleotide messenger RNA. Its product is annotated as KH domain-containing protein At5g56140-like. Gene Ontology annotation, biological process: regulation of mRNA splicing, via spliceosome. The coding region runs from base 325 to 1212 and encodes 295 amino acids. Lineage: Eukaryota; Viridiplantae; Streptophyta; Magnoliopsida; Ranunculales; Papaveraceae. The transcript has 7 exons. Gene Ontology annotation, molecular function: mRNA binding. Gene Ontology annotation, cellular component: nucleus. The record is from RefSeq and is a predicted model, not a curated record.